CAGAGCAGCAGGAGCAGCCGCAGGAGCAUUAACAAAAGCGCAACCGCCCCUACCGCUGCCGCCACCCCCGUCAAAAGCCAAGCUGUUUGGCACGCGCUCAAACUCGUCGAAAGAAAAGCUCGAAGGCAUCGGAGCGCCGCUGUCAGCCCCACCAUCCAACGCGAGUCUGUCAUCGCUUCUCCCCUCGAGAAUAGCGCCAAGAGGUACCGGCGCAAGCUUGAGCGUCGGGGUGGUGGCCGCCUCAGGAGCGGAACCCGGUGGGCCACCGGCCAAAACACAUCACAGUGGCGCUGGGGCCUCCUCGUCGUCCUCAACAGGAGGCAAGGGGGGCAAGGGCAAUGGCUGGCUCAGGCAACCGCACCCGAACCCCCAGCCGCCGCUGGCGGCCCAAUCGGUUCCCACCACGUCUGCUCCGUGCUCGACUUCGUCUCCACCUGCUUCUGUGACGUGCAGAUCGCCAUCACCACCUCGGCUCGACAACGUGGAUACGGGGGUCGGGCUUGGGAAUGCUGGCGGGCAGACGCUGUCGCGCAAAAAGUCGAGCGCGUCCCUGCUCUACCGCAGUGUCGGGAGAGGACUGGGGCGCGCCGCCAGUGUCAUGCGACGCAACAACACAGCUCCAGAACCAAUGCCCACGACACUGGCAUCAUCGACAUCCACCAACAACGUGGGCAACGUCCCUCCACGCAGCACGGAGCCGGGCGGAUCACGGCAUCAUCCUAAUGGCACUUGGUCCUCCCGGCGGACCCGUCGAAACCCAAGCGUCGGCUUGGCCGAGCUAUGCGAGGAUACCCCAAUGCCCGUGAUCGCCAACAAGCUGUCCGAAUCGCCGCCAAAGGAAGCACCGACGCGUAUCGCGAGGUCUGGGACGCUGUCGAGGAGGCGAAAGUCGUCACACAUGGUGCCCACUCCUGUCCCCGCUGACGCUGGCGUCAGUCGUCCGUUCAAUGUACAGCACGAGCUCCACAUCACAGCCGAUCUUGAUGGCCUUCCACAGGAAUGGCUACAGAGCUUGAAGAUCCAAGGGUUAUCUGAGCAGGACUUGCUGUUGAUUACGGCGGCUCAGAGGCGGCAACGGGCCGUAGCCCUCACGCCGAUCCGUCCAGUCACACCGGGAAGUAUGACCAGAGUGGCGUCUCCGUCGCCUGUGCCUCCUCCAGGUGUGACGCCUCCAGUUGUGACGGUCACUGCGAGCCCGGCGCAGGUGGCAUUCCCAGACGACCUGCCAAGACCAAAAUCUCAGCGGACAUCUGUAACCUCGCCCAACACGCCCACGGAUGGGGAUAGCAGCAGCGCUUCGCGCCGUGAAUCGCGCCGCGAGUCCGCAGCGCCGAGCCGAUCAGAUUCACGUCGGACCAGACGACAUACCUUUAUCGACGGCACGUCGCUCCAACGAUCCUCGAGCAUCAUUUCAAAGCUGCUCAGCGACCUGGAUUCGAUCAGCACGCGGCCGUCGAGACCAGUUACCGUGGUCACUGAUACCCUGUCGCCGCCGAUGGCCGGUCGCCCUAUGAGUGGCCAGACGCUCCAGACGAUCAGUGAUGGCGUAUCGGGUUCAGCUCGAUCUUCAAUCGCUGAAAGCCUGCACGCGCUCACUCGCCGACUGUCAGACGACCUCGCUGGAUUCCGCAACAUUGAUGUUGGCGCCGGUGAAGAGAACUGGGCUGCGAGCAUCCUCGCUGCUUGGGACGUCGACAAGGCGCUUCAGCUCUCGCCAGUUCCGGAGCAGGCGAGGACGUCGUUGCAUGUGCCACCGGCGAUCCAUGUCCCAGACUACGUCUCGCAGCCGUCUCUCAGUGUCGAGCAUGAGUGCGAGGAGACCGAGUCGGUCAGUGCUGCCGUUCACGCCGGCACGACGCCAUCGCCAAGCCCACUCCCCACACCUCUUCUCAAGGGCGGGUUCACCGUCGCCUCCAUUCCCAUGGCGCCAAUGUCCAGGCUCUAUCCAGAAGACUCGGCCAGCAGCGAGGACGAUGCCGCGGACGUAGCCGAUGAGAGCGAGGUCGCUGGAACGGACGCGGGCUUUGAGACGACCGAUGACCACCAGAGCACCGAUGACGACGACGAUGAAGAGCCAGUCCAUCUGCGGCGGCGCAGCAGGUCAUUCGACUGGACCGUCAUCAACCGCGCCAGCACGUUCACGCCGCUCCCCCCGCCCCCUCCGCGGCAUGUUAUCCGCUCGCCAACACCCCAGUCCUCGGUCAAUGGCCACGUCUCGCCGCCGCGCAAGAUCACGGGCUUGCACCUCGGCUCGAACAAGCGCAAGUCUGUCGACUCGUUCGGCGUUCUCCCCUCUGCGUCGGCCUACUCUGAGCAGUCGCGCCGCUCGCUCGACGACUCGCCAGGGACGCCAAGCUCCGAGCUGGCACCUGGCUCGGCUUCUACCGAUAAUGGUGCCGAGGAGGGCGACGAGUCGGAACUGCAGGACUCGUCCGAGGUAUCCUCGUCGAACGCGAUGCACGUGCGCGUUGAGGCUGGCUCGCAUACGCGCAACGCACCCUCACUCGGGGUCGUCGCUCGCGAGAUCGAAGCCUUCCGCCCCGGUCACCCGUUCGUCUCUCGCUCCAGAAGCAACACGUUCGAGACACAAGAAAGCGGCCACUCGACCCUCUCGAGCGAGUACUUCAAGCGAUACCCGCUCCAGGCGCAGCGUAUCCAGCCGCAGCCGGCCGCCGGGCGCUCGGGCCAGAGCUUCCCCGCUUCGGGCAGCUCGUCGGACCACAACUCGAGCUUCCCCGUGUCGGCCGUGAGCGUGCCGGUGUCCCCGACAGCCGAAGGCAGCAGCAAUAACGGCCACGCAACGGCGCACCCGUUCUUCACGGCGUGGAACCCUACGGGCUUUGGAUCGAGUUCGCUCCCCAAGAUGUCGGCGCUCGGCCUGUGCCUCACCCUCGAGGAGCCGUCGACGCCAGUGCAGGCCACGGACCCCGCAGUGGCGACGGAGACUGCCCACGACACGACCAACGAGGAAUCACGUAUCAGCGUGUUCAGUUCCGCGACGAACUCGGCCUACUCGCUCCACGAGGCGACAGUGCAGCGGGCGUGGCCUGGCGUUCUGCGUCGUGUCAAUGAAAGCCUCGAGCACUGCAGGAACGAGAGUGAGAGCGGGUCGAGCAACGAGACCAUCAACGCGCUCGGUGCCUUGGAGGAGGCUGCGUGGCGCAUGUCCAUAUCCCAGGGGAGAUAG
Vanrija pseudolonga is the source of this 3187-nucleotide messenger RNA. RefSeq lists its product as uncharacterized. Bases 599 to 3187 code for a protein of 862 amino acids. NCBI's taxonomy places the organism in Eukaryota, Fungi, Basidiomycota, Tremellomycetes, Trichosporonales, Trichosporonaceae. The record is from RefSeq and is a predicted model, not a curated record. The transcript has 2 exons.